GGUGGCUCCUGGAGUCCUGGGCCGCGCGGCCUUGGUGCAACCUGGCGCCGCCGACUAGACAGUCCCCUGGCACUUUGCUUCAGAGUCUGAGCUGGAGUCUGGCACCCCCGAGCCGGCAGCUGGCAGUCGGGAGGCCCCUCCUAUCCUGUCGCUGUGAAAAGGCUUCAUUCUGGUCCCCAGCCUGUCAUGGAAAUCCGCGUUGAACCUGCGCCUCCACAGACAAAGCAGCGCUAGCGGGUUGGUGACGCGGAGUCCGGGCUGUGCUGCGAAGGGACGUGGGUGGAGCCCGUGACCUUUGAGGAUGUGGCUGUGAACUUUACCUCAGGAGAGUGGACUUUAUUGGAUUCUAGUCAAAGAAAGCUCUACAGAGAUGUGAUGAAGGAAAACUUUCUGAACCUGAUCUCCAUAGAGAAAACACAAGAAGAUGUUGAAGAGGACUACCAGAAUCUCAGGAGAAAUCUGGGAAGUCAGGUGGUUGAGAAAGAUGGUGAAUAUGAACAUGAUAGUCACUGUGAAAAAACCCAGCAAGAGAUUCCAGAACAUAUUGUUAAUGGGGACAUUUCUCCUGUUAUAACAUCAUAUGAAAACAGUUUGUGUGUAAGAAACAUCAUUGAUAAUUUACCCUCAGAUGUGCACCUCAGUGAUCAAACUAAAGAGAAACCAUUUGAGUAUAAGGAACCUGUGGAGAAGGCUUUUAAACAUGAGAAAUCUUGGGAAGAUAUGGGUCAUUCUGAGUCAUUUCAAGUACAUGAAAGUUCCAGAGAGAAAUCCUGUGAAAAUCAACAAUGUAAUACAGCUUGUGGGAAUCUCCAUUGUGAUCAGGAUCAGGAGAGAACUUGUACUGGAAAUAAGCACAAUGAGAAUGCCUUUACAAACUACGAACAUGGCCAGAUAGACGAAAGAAUCCAUACUGAAGUAAAACCAUUUGUGUGUAAGCAAUGUGGAGAAGCCUUUGUUAAUUCCAGUCACCUUAUCAGUCAUGAACGAAUUCAUAUUGUAGAGAAGUGUUAUAUUUGCAAGCAAUGUGGAAAAACAUUUAGAUAUUUGUCAUGCUUUCAAAAACAUGAAAGAAUUCACAGUGGAGAGAGGCCUUAUGCCUGUGAGCAAUGUGGGAAAGGAUUUAUUCAGUUGAAAUACCUUCUCAUGCACCAAAGAAUGCACACUGGAGAGAAUUAUUAUGAAUGUAAACAUUGUGAAGAAAUCUUCACUAUUUCCAGUGCUGAUAAUGUUCAUGAAAAAAUUCACUGUGGAGAGAAGCCGUAUUCAUGUAAGCAUUGCGGAAAAGCGUUCACUAGUCCCAAUGACUAUAAUAGCUGUGAAAGGAUUCACACUGGUGAGAAUCCCUUUGUAUGUAAAAAAUGUGGGAAAGCAUUCAAACGUUUGGGUCAUUUUAUGAACCAUGAAAGAAUUCAUACUGGAGAGAAGCCUUAUGCAUGUAAACAUUGUGGAAAAGCCUUUACCAGUUCCAGUGACCGUAACAGUCAUGAAAGAAUACACACUGGAGAGAAACCCUUUGUAUGUAAAACAUGUGGGAAAGCAUUCAGUCGUUCUGAUUAUCUUAUCAAUCAUAGAAGGAUACACACUGGAGAGAAGCCUUAUGCAUGUAAGUAUUGUGGAAAAGCCUUUGCUACUUCUAGCGACAGAAACAGCCAUGAAAGAAUUCAUACUGGUGAGAGAUCCUUUCUAUGUAAAAAAUGUGGGAAAGUAUUCAUUCUUUCUGGUGAUCUAAUCAAGCAUGAAAGAAUUCACACUGGAGAGAAGCCUUAUGCAUGCAAACAUUGUGGAAAAGCCUUCACCACUUCAAGUGCCCGUAACAGUCACGAGAGAAUUCACACUGGAGAGAAGCCUUAUACAUGUAAGCAUUGCACAAAAACUUUCACCACUUCCAGUACCCGUAACAGUCAUGAGAAAACUCACACUGCAGAGAAGCAUUUUGCAUGUAACCUUUGUGAGAAAACCUUUAAUAGUCAGAGUUCCUAUUAUACUCAUAAAAAAAUUCAUUCUAUGAAAGAGAAACUGUAUGUAUGUAAACACUGUGGGAAAGAAUUCACUUAUUGUGGUAAUUUCCUCAAGCAUGAAAGAAUUCACACUAUAGAAAACUUGUCCAUGUGAGCAAUCUGUGAAAGCAUCUGUGUCCCACAUACCAUCACACACCCAUAUAAGGUCCCAUAGUGAAGAACUUGCUCAACUAUAAACAGUGUGGCCCUCUGUGAUCAACUUGCUUUUAUUGUGAGGUAUGAAAAAAGAGUUUGGGUGACCAUGAAAUGGCUCAGUUAGUAAAGGUUCUUUUGGGUAGCCUGAUGAUCUCAGUUUUAACUAUGAAAGUCACAUGGUGGAAAUAGAGACCCAAUUUCCAGAAGUUGUCUUCUGAGUUCCACAUGCACACCAUUGAAUGUAUAUGUGCGCGCAUACAAAUGAAGUGAAUAAAUAUAGUGCUAAAGCAAGAAAAAAAUGAAAAUUUUGAAGUGGAAAAGAACACUUAGAUAGCCCCAAUAUACAAGUAUAUUCAGUAUGAAAUCCUCUUCUGCUACAUGUUUUAAUGCCUGUCUGUUUAUUACAGCUAGGGUAGGAGGCUAGCAAAAUCGAAUAUCCAAUACAGAACAUUUAAAUACCACUUGAGACUUUUAAGGUGAACUUGUUCCAACCAAAUGAAAAUUUUAAUGAAAAAAAAAAAAGCUGUGUGAUUUUCAGUUGAAGUAAAGCUUGUAAAACAUUUUCACAUAGUUAAAUCUUAUAAAGAGAAUUUAAGUUUGUGUAGAAUAUUUUAGAAAUAAUCUGAAAGAAGUACAAUAAAAAUUUUAGCAUUUUGAUCUUUGGUCCAUUCUUGUACAAGACUUUUAUUAUUGCCUUUUUGUUUUUAAUAUUGGAGGUAAGAUUUGCUUAAUAAUAUUGGCAUAAUUUAUUAUGCCAGCAUGUUUAUUGGGUGGCUUUCAACUAACUUUAGCUUCAGUUCCAGAAGUUCUGAACACCUUCUGGUCCUCUCCAGGUACCUGUACAAUCAUGUGCAUAAACAAAUAAAAAAUCUGAAAAGAAAGAGAAAAGAAAUUGUUGCUUCAGAGAGAUGGCUCAGUAGCUAAGAGCACUGACUUCUCUUUCAGGUUUACAGUGUCUGUGAUUAAAGUAUAAAAGUUAUUGUUCUAUUGUAAUAUUUUCUGUGUCUCUUACAUAGCAAAUUAAAAAAAACCCUAUUAGUUCAUUGGUAAUUAUGUUUACAUAAAAAAUCAUUUUCCUAAAUGACUUUUUUUUUCGAGACAUAGUUUCUCUAUUUAGUCCUAGUUGUCUUGUAACUUGCUCUAUAGCCCAGGUUGGCCUUGAAUACAGAGAGGACCACCUGGCUCUGCCUCCCAAGUGCUGGGAUUAAAGGUGUGCGCCAUCACUGCCCAGCCCUGAGUGACAUUUAUAUACAUUAUUUUUAAAUUUAUUAUAUCAUUUGUGAGUGUGUCAGUGUUUGUAUAUGAAUAUGCAUCUAAGUGUCUGGGAUCUGGAGAGGGUGUAGGACCUCCUGGAACUAAAGUUAGAUUCAGUUUUGGUGCCCUAAGGUGAGUGCUAGGAACCAAACUGUAGUCCUCUGUGAAAACAGCAAGUACCCUUAAUCUUUGUCCUAUGUUCCCAGCCUCUAUAUUUGCAUAGAUUCUGUGUGUUUUAUUAAAGUUUCUUGUGUACUUCAAUGAUUAUAUUUUUAAAAGCAGUUUUAACUGAUCAUUUCUCUUUUUUUGAUAGUUUCAUGUAUUUCUAUAAUAAAUUUUAGUCUUUUAAA
Molecule: messenger RNA, 3757 nt
Organism: Peromyscus maniculatus bairdii (prairie deer mouse)
Lineage: Eukaryota; Metazoa; Chordata; Mammalia; Rodentia; Cricetidae
Biological process (GO): regulation of transcription by RNA polymerase II
Cellular component (GO): nucleus
Molecular function (GO): RNA polymerase II cis-regulatory region sequence-specific DNA binding; DNA-binding transcription factor activity, RNA polymerase II-specific
Source: RefSeq, a predicted model, not a curated record